ACUUGGUGUGGAGCGAGCUGUCUCGAGCAAACGUCCCAGGUUCCGAGCGCGCGCCGUGGACUGGACAGCAACAACGCCCACGAAAUUGCGUAAAUUCGACAGUCGUCGCGUUAGACACAUAUUACCCCUUUGGUGUGUCUCCAUACCGCUCCUUUCGCGAGGCAGGGGAAAGAGCGGUUUGGUUUUUCGGAGUUAAGGCGUACCCAUCAGACGUCAUGUCAAUGUUGCCCUCUUUCGGAUUCACCCAGGAGCAAGUAGCGUGUGUGUGUGAGGUGUUGCAACAAGGGGGGAACCUCGAGCGACUGGGCCGCUUCCUCUGGUCGCUGCCUGCCUGCGACCACCUCCACAAGAACGAGAGCGUCCUAAAAGCCAAGGCUGUGGUCGCUUUCCACCGGGGGAACUUCCGAGAGCUCUAUAAGAUACUAGAGAGCCACCAGUUCUCGCCGCACAAUCAUCCGAAGCUUCAGCAGCUAUGGCUCAAGGCCCACUACAUUGAGGCUGAGAAGCUGAGGGGACGGCCACUUGGAGCAGUUGGGAAAUACCGGGUGCGGAGGAAAUUUCCCUUGCCACGUACUAUCUGGGAUGGCGAGGAGACCAGCUACUGCUUUAAGGAGAAGUCCCGGGGCGUCCUGCGAGAGUGGUACACUCACAACCCGUACCCCUCUCCUCGGGAGAAACGGGAGUUGGCAGAGGCCACCGGGCUGACCACCACACAAGUCAGCAACUGGUUCAAAAACAGGAGGCAGAGAGACCGAGCAGCGGAGGCGAAAGAGAGAGAGAACAGCGAGAACAACAACUCGGGCGCCAACAAACAGAACCAGCUGUCACCGCUGGACGGCGGGAAGUCCCUUAUGUCCAGCUCGGAGGACGAGUUCUCACCCCCGCAGAGCCCCGACCAGAACAACGUUCUCCUGCUCCAGGGUAACAUGAGUCACCCCGGGGCCUCUGCUUACCCUAUGGCCGGUCUUGGCGCCGCGCAGUCGGUGCACGGAAUGCAAGGACAUCCGCAUCAACUACAGGACUCUUUGCUGGGACCUUUAACGUCGAGCCUGGUGGAUCUCGGUUCUUAAGCGAUGGCGAAGCUUUUAUUUAUUUUUUUGUUUAUUUUUUACGUAUAACAUAAACUGAGAUUUGCCACUUUUGCUGUAUAUAUAUGAAAUAUAAAAUAUAAUUCUAAAAAUUCUUAGGUUAUCUGUUGUGGACAGGCACUCACUGGUAGGCCACUCCAUAGUUAUACGUGGACUGACAUUUGCCAAGUCGUUAAACUGGUCAGAUGGCUUGAACCAAAAGCAGUUAAUAAAACUCAUGCUCUUCUGCUAUCGCA
Messenger RNA from Alosa sapidissima (American shad), 1324 nucleotides. RefSeq names its product SIX homeobox 1b (gene six1b). NCBI's taxonomy places the organism in Eukaryota, Metazoa, Chordata, Actinopteri, Clupeiformes, Clupeidae. Gene Ontology annotation, molecular function: RNA polymerase II cis-regulatory region sequence-specific DNA binding; DNA-binding transcription factor activity, RNA polymerase II-specific. Gene Ontology annotation, cellular component: nucleus; transcription regulator complex. Bases 216 to 1070 code for a protein of 284 amino acids. Gene Ontology annotation, biological process: regulation of transcription by RNA polymerase II. The record is from RefSeq and is a predicted model, not a curated record. The transcript is spliced from 2 exons.